GGCGGCGGAGCCGAGGCGGGGCCGGCUCUGAAUGAAGGCGCCGCGGGCCAGGGGCCGGGGGCGCCGCUGAGCGCCGAGGGGCCGCGGCCCGCGCCCAGCUGCCCUGCCCUGCCCUCCCCCUCCGCCCCCUGUUCCCCGUCCCCCGUCCCGGUGGCGGCCCGGGCCCCGCCAUGUCCUACAACAAGAUCCCGCCGCGCUGGCUCCACUGCCCCAGGAGGGGGCAGCCCGUGGCAGGGAAGUUUUUACCUUUGAAGACAAUGUUAGGACCAAGAUACGAUGAUCAGGUUGCUGAAGAAAAUCGUUUUCACCCAAGCAUGUUGUCCAACUAUUUAAAGAGCCUGAAGGUUAAAAUGGGUUUGCUGGUGGACUUGACCAACACUACUAGAUUCUAUGAUAGGAAUGAUAUAGAGAAAGAGGGAAUUAAAUAUAUAAAGCUCCAGUGUAAAGGGCAUGGUGAGUGUCCUACACCUGAGAAUACAGAAACAUUUAUCCGUGUAUGUGAACACUUCAGUGAUAAGAAUCCCUCAGAGCUUAUAGGUGUCCAUUGCACGCAUGGUUUCAAUAGAACUGGAUUUCUGAUCUGUGCCUUUUUGGUUGAAAAGCUGGACUGGAGUAUUGAGGCAGCUGUGGCUACUUUUGCUCAGGCUAGACCACCAGGUAUUUAUAAAGGUGAUUAUUUGAAGGAAUUAUUCCGUCGUUAUGGAGAUGAAGAUGAUGCGCCAUCACCACCUGAGCUCCCAGAAUGGUGCUUUGAGGAAGAUGAAGAGGAGGACGAUGACACUGGUAGAACAGGAGGCCAAGAAUCAGAACCUGGAUCAUCAAGCUCUUCCUUUGGCAAAAGGAGAAAAGAACGCCUAAAACUGGGUGCAAUUUUCUUGGAAGGUGUAACAGUUAAAUGUGUGACCCAGGUGACAACGCAACCAAAGUUAGGAGGAAUACAGCAAAAGUGCCAGCAGUUCUGUGGAUGGGAAGGGUCUGGAUUCCCUGGAGCACAGCCUGUUUCCAUGGACAAGCAAAAUAUUAAAUUUUUGGAGCAGAAGCCAUACAGAGUUAGCUGGAAAGCAGACGGCACACGGUACAUGAUGCUUGUUGAUGGCAAGAAUGAAGUUUAUAUGAUUGAUCGAGACAAUUCAAUUUUUCACGUAUCUAAUCUGGAAUUUCCGUUUCGCAAAGAUCUUCGCACACAUCUAACAAACACUCUUCUAGAUGGGGAAAUGAUCAUUGACAAGGUUAACGGACAGGUUGUUCCUCGGUACUUGAUAUAUGACAUUAUUAAGUUUAAUGGACAGCCAGUUGGAGACUGUGAUUUUAAUGUUCGGCUUGCCUGUAUAGAAAAAGAGAUUAUAUUUCCACGACAUGAAAAAAUGAAGACUGGUCUUAUUGACAAAGCACAGGAACCAUUCAGUGUUCGAAACAAGCCAUUUUUCGACAUCUACGCUUCAAGAAAGCUCCUGGAAGGAAGUUUUGCUAGAGAAGUUAGCCAUGAAGUGGAUGGACUGAUAUUUCAGCCUACAGGAAAAUACAAGCCUGGUCGAUGUGAUGAUAUUUUGAAAUGGAAGCCACCCAGCCUGAACUCUGUUGAUUUUCGUCUAAAGAUAACAAGAAUUGGUGGAGAAGGGCUACUCACCCAGAAUGUUGGUCUUCUUUAUGUUGGAAACUUUGACAGACCUUUUGCACAAAUUAAGGUAACAAAAGAACUGAAGCAGUAUGAUAAUAAGAUUAUAGAGUGCAAGUUUGAGAACAACAGCUGGGUCUUCAUGAGACAGAGAGUAGACAAAAGCUUUCCGAAUGCCUACAGCACUGCCAUGGCUGUGUGCAAUAGCAUCCAGAACCCAGUCACGAAGGAGAUGCUGUUCGAGUUCAUCGACAGGUGUACGGCAGCUUCCCAAGGACAGCCACGGAAACACCACCUCGACCCUGACACCGAACUCAUGCCGCCCCCGCCGCCCAAGAGGCCGCGUACCAUCACAUAAGGCCUCGGGCUCAGUGGAUGGCGUGUUUACACUGCUGCAGAAGGCGAAAUACGAGUGUGAGGGCUGGAAAAAGAAAUACCUGAAUUGCUGUAAAUACCUAGGUGUGUUUUUCCUUUUUUUUUUUUGUUUUUUUUUUGUUUU
Cygnus atratus (black swan) is the source of this 2114-nucleotide messenger RNA. It is a transcript of the gene RNGTT, whose product is annotated as RNA guanylyltransferase and 5'-phosphatase. Gene Ontology annotation, molecular function: mRNA 5'-triphosphate monophosphatase activity; ATP binding; mRNA guanylyltransferase activity. Bases 171 to 1973 code for a protein of 600 amino acids. The record is from RefSeq and is a predicted model, not a curated record. The transcript has 16 exons. Gene Ontology annotation, biological process: 7-methylguanosine mRNA capping; protein dephosphorylation. NCBI's taxonomy places the organism in Eukaryota, Metazoa, Chordata, Aves, Anseriformes, Anatidae.